AUGAGUAUCGAGACGCUUUUAGAGGCGGCGAAGUUUUUGGAAUUGCAAGCCCUGCAACAACAGAAAGCACGUGUCUGGCCUCUCAGCCCGUCGGCAACACCCCGCCUUACGCCACCCAGAAAAGACACCCAUUCACUGCCAAACCAGCAGGCACUUCACCAGUGCCCCCUCAUCUCGUCUCAGGUGAAGGCAGAGCCCACAUCACUGUCUCAAUCCAAUGGCACCAAACCAGCCCAGCAGCUCCAGACCUACCCGGGCUCCAUCGUCGCAGCUUCCCAGCAUGCACUUCUCCCUCAGCCUGGACCUCCUUCAGCCCACCCCAGCCCUGCGGUCAGAGGCAGCCCGCCUGAUGACCACCGUAAUUUGGACGGCAAGAAGAGACCUGGAGGGGCAGGAACGAGGGAAGUGCACAAUAAGCUUGAAAAAAAUAGACGUGCUCACUUAAAGGAGUGUUUUGAGACCCUGAAAAAAAACAUCCCUCAUGUUGACGAAAAGAAGACCUCCAAUCUGAGCGUUCUGAGAAGUGCUUUGAGAUACAUUCAGACUCUGAAGAGGAAGGAGAAGGACUACGAGCAUGAGAUGGAGCGUUUGGCGCGGGAGAAGAUCGCCUUGCAGCAGAGACUUGCCGAGCUCAAGAAUGAGCUGAGUCAGCGAUUGGACGUGAUAGAGAUCGACCGCAUUCUUCGACAGACUGUCCAGCCAGAUGAUGACCAGGCCUCUACCUCCACUGCCUCAGAAGGUGAAGACGACAUUGAUGAAGAUAUUGAAGACGAGAUCUUAUCCGCCAUGCCUAGCGCCUUACCCAAAGUGCCUGCUGCGCUUCAGCCAGACUUAAUGAAGUCCCAUCCUGUGUCAUGCCUCAUAACACAGCACAUCCCCAUCCCACACAAACCGUCUAAGACUUUACCCCCCAUUCCCUCAGCUCAACUAUCCCCUGUCGCCGCCGCUGCCCUGAUCACAGCACCCGCUUUGACCGCAACCCCAGCACAGGCUCCUAACGGCCCGGCAUCUGCUCCUGCCGCCCAGGUGGUGACCCCGCAGGCACUACCUCCGGCCCAGACCCAUAUAGUGACCGCAGCCAGCCAGCAGCCUUCCGUCAUCGCACAUGCGGGAUCGGCGUCACACGCCUCAGUCAUCCAAACCGUCAACCGGGUGAUCCAGCCGGGCUCCAAGCAUGUGGCCCACAUCGCCCCUUCCUCCUCGGUGCAGCUGGCCCCCGGACCUCAAUCCAUUAGCCACAUCACUGUCGCCCAUCUUCCGGCAAUCUACUCUCAGCCUGUCACAGUCACACAGCCGGCUGUCAUGAGUCACAUCGCGCAAACGCUCUCUCACAGCCAGAUGAAUGGCACUUCGGUGACCAGCGCACAAGCCGCCGUGGUGGGCAAGCAGAUGCCAGUGGGCGCUCAGAUGAUUACCCAUCACCCUCAACUGGUGGGCCAGACCGUCCUCAACCCUGUCACCAUGGUGACCAUGCCCUCCUUCCCAGUCAGCACGCUAAAGCUGGCCUGAAGCGCUGACAUACAGACCCCUAGAUAGAGUAUAGACACUUAUAGACUGGCCCGCCUUGUCCGCCCCGUUUGAGACUGCAGCCACAUGCAGCACUGCAUUCAAACAAACUAUAAAGCUAAAGGACACAGUACAUUCCAAAUGAAACGAAAGUAUAUAAAGCGACACAAAGAAAUUUAUUGAAUGUCAAAUACUAUAUAAUGAUAUAUAAUAAAAGAGACGUUUUAUCUUUAUGUGUGGGCAAAGGCAAAGUCGAGAGUGCUUGUGUGCUGCUCAGUGUGUUUUAGGCUCUAGUGGAGUGUAUUAUGAUGAAACUGGUCCGAUCCCAGCCUAGAUUGACUCUUAGCCAGCCUAAUAUGUGUGACUACUGGUUUAAAUGACAGCCCCCAUAAUACCUCACACUAGCUCCUCAACUAACAGCACACCUCAUGUGAAGACUCCUCUCAGCUCCCGCUAGACCAGGUUUAAUGUACUGUGUUGUGACUGAUGUAAAUCCUGAACCGGUUCUUGAAGUCCCUACAGUUCUUAAAGAGAUAGUUUAUGUCGUUCCAACCUGUAUGACUUUCUUUCUUCUGCAAAAC
Messenger RNA from Sinocyclocheilus anshuiensis, 2087 nucleotides. Its product is annotated as max-binding protein MNT-like. Gene Ontology annotation, molecular function: RNA polymerase II cis-regulatory region sequence-specific DNA binding; protein dimerization activity; DNA-binding transcription factor activity, RNA polymerase II-specific. The coding region runs from base 1 to 1509 and encodes 502 amino acids. NCBI's taxonomy places the organism in Eukaryota, Metazoa, Chordata, Actinopteri, Cypriniformes, Cyprinidae. Gene Ontology annotation, biological process: regulation of transcription by RNA polymerase II. The transcript is spliced from 6 exons. The record is from RefSeq and is a predicted model, not a curated record.